Molecule: messenger RNA, 378 nt
Organism: Suhomyces tanzawaensis NRRL Y-17324
Lineage: Eukaryota; Fungi; Ascomycota; Pichiomycetes; Serinales; Debaryomycetaceae
Exons: 1
Source: RefSeq, a predicted model, not a curated record
UUCUCCAUCAUUGCCAUCCACUCCGGCACCCAAUUCCAAAACGCCCCUAUCAAGAAGGUCCCAGAACACCUCCACGUCUUCUCAGUUGGUGGCAAUGACGGUUCCGACCUUUCCUUGACCUUGAAGCAAGAUGGAACUUUGGUCGACCAAGACGGAAGAGGCAUCUACGUUGACCCAAACACCGGUGAAUUCGGUAACGUUGACCCAUGGGGCCAAGAAAAGCCAUCCUCCGGUUUCGCCAUCACUGACGGUCACUUGACUUACCAAGGCAAGGACAACUGGAAGGCCUGUCCAUCUGGCGACAACAAGUUCUCCUUGGCCAACAACGACUGUACUGGCGGUACUGGCAUUGCUUUGUCCGUUGUCAACCAAUCUUAA